Molecule: messenger RNA, 437 nt
Organism: Daktulosphaira vitifoliae (grape phylloxera)
Lineage: Eukaryota; Metazoa; Arthropoda; Insecta; Hemiptera; Phylloxeridae
Exons: 3
Coding region: 81-311 (76 amino acids)
Source: RefSeq, a predicted model, not a curated record
AGGUUCAACUUUAAAUUUGAUAAAUUAAUAGUUAUAAGGUUUAGUAUUCAAACUUAUAUUACACUUCAUAAAAAAAAAAGAUGAACAUUUUAAGGAUAAUUUUAAUUAUUGUUCAAAUUGUAUUUUUAGUACAAGGAAUACGAAAUGUAAAACCUGAAGGUCCAUGUGAACCAGGAGAAUUAGUAUUUGUUGGAUAUUGCAAUUUAUGUAAAUGUAACAAUCAAGGCAUACCUAAUCAAAUUUGUGCUAAAUCUUGGUGUUCAGUUAAUACAACAUUUCCAAUUACAGUUCAAUCAAUAAAAACUAAAUGAAUCAUGUACCUAUUUUAUUUCAAAAACAUAAAAGUUAACUAAUAUUUCGCAGACAACUUACAUUCUUCAAAUGCAUUCAAUCCUUCACCACAUUUACAAAAUUAUUGAAAAAAAUAUAUAUACUAA